AUGACCAAAGAGUACACGGCAAUUUACUCGCCAGAGGCCAAAUCGGCGCCCAAGAACAAGAAGAAAGCCGCGGUUCGCGCGAUCAGAGACCAGGACAAUGUGGAGAUAUCUGCUGGAGAUGUGGUUCUUCUAAAAGACGAUCCAGAUGUGGAAGGCAAGGAGUUUGCAUUGAUCCAGGGUCUCAAGCACGGUGAUCAGGGACUGGAGGCCAAGUGUGUCUUGAUGAAACUGUUCAACGACGCUGAGGCUCUCACUCCUAAGCAUGUGAUCCCCAAUACAAACAAGAACAGGUACUCCAAGGGUCAAGAGUUGGUUAUGAUGAACUCCAUUGUGGAUGUUCUUGUGGAGGAGCUGCAUCUCCCUGUCAAUUGUUAUUCGUUUGCUGAAUUCGAGGCUCUCUCACGAGAAGACAAGAAGGGAGACAAUGUCUACUUUUGCAGAUAUGUGUUUGACAACGAUGCCAACAAGACGUCUGUGGAGUUUGACUGGCAAGAUAUCACCAAGGACAUGUGUGGAUUUAUUGACAUUCUUUACGAACUCAUCACAGACAAGCCUCGAAAGCGAAGAGCAGCAGUUAAGGCUUCCAGACAGAGGAGUAGACAUGCCCGAGAUGAAGACGAGUCCGAUUUCGAACUUGAGGAAGAGGAGGAAGAAGAGGAAGAGGACGAUAUCGAGGAUAUUGACGAGGACGACGAAUACGACAGUCCUGUAGAACAGGUCAAAAAGGCUCGAACCCCAAAGUCUGCCAAAAAGAACACAAAAAAGGCACCAGCAACUACACCACGAAAACGAGCAUUGGAAGACCUCGAUCUACCGCAACCCGACCAUAACACGACCCCAAUGACCACGCCAAAAAAGAAACGAAAGACGGAAAAUGGCCAUGGACUGGCUACCCCCAAACGAAUGUUUUAUAAACAGGCCCUGUCCGACGCCACUUUACCCUAUAAAACUGCAGAUCUUUCACCUUCGAAACUGUCGCCCCAUCAGUCAGCAAGAGCCAAACUUCACGUGGCCGCAGUACCCGACACGCUUCCCUGCCGAGAAACGGAGUUCUCCAACGUUUAUCUCGGCAUCGAAAGUGCCAUCAGAUCAGGCUCGGGAACCUGUAUCUUUGUGUCUGGAACUCCGGGAUCUGGCAAGACAGCCACUGUGAGAGAGGUGGUGUCUCAGCUGCAGAUUCGAGUGGAGGACAACGAGAUUCCCGACUUUCUGUUCGUAGAGCUCAAUGGUAUGAAACUGACCAACCCCCAUACAACCUACGAGCUUCUGUGGGAGCAACUAUCAGGUGAACGUCUGGCCUACAACAAUGCCAUCAAGCUGCUGGAACACCGGUUUCAGCAAAAGAGCAACGACACGCCUCUUGUUGUGGUUCUCGAUGAACUGGACCAGCUGGUGACUCUCAAUCAGUCCGUCAUGUACAACUUUUUCAACUGGCCCACCCUGCCGCACUCCAAACUCAUUGUGGUGGCCAUUGCAAACACCAUGGACCUGCCCGAACGAACGCUGUCAAAUAAAAUCUCUUCCCGACUGGGACUCACACGGAUCCAGUUUCCUGGUUACACGCAUGAGCAGCUCAAACUUAUCAUUGAGUCGCGACUAGGUGACAUUGCGGAGUCCUCAGGAACAGUUGUGCGUCCUGACGCUAUCGAGUUUGCCUCCAGAAAGAUUGCCUCUGUGUCUGGAGACGCUAGACGAGCGCUAGAUCUGUGUAGACGCGCUGUGGAGAUUGCCGAGUUGGACUCCGAAGAGGUGCAGAUCAAACACAUUCAGCAGGCUGCCAACGAAGCAACCUCCACGCCCAUCUACAACUACCUUCAGGGUCUCCCUUUGGCUUUCAAAAUCUUCCUGUGUGCUCUUCUGGCUCGAAAACGACGUAACGGUCUGCCCUCAGACUCCUUGGGGGACAUUAUUGAGGAGAUUGAACGAAUGAUCAAGAGCAGUGAAAACGCUGGUUUUCUGUCGCAUAUUCUACUACAGGGAGGUAAGAGGGUGCGAAUGGCGGGUUUCAUGAAUGCCGUAACCGAGCUGGUAGAGGCUGGUAUUAUCAUUCAACAGAGCAUCAAAGGAGAGAGAUCUGCUCAGGUGAGACUCACAAUUGGAGUAGAGGAGAUUACCAGUGCCCUUAAGAACGAUGACGACGUUAAGGGUAUGCUAUAA
This is a messenger RNA of Yarrowia lipolytica CLIB122, 2157 nucleotides long. RefSeq lists its product as uncharacterized. The record is from RefSeq and is a predicted model, not a curated record. Gene Ontology annotation, molecular function: ATP hydrolysis activity; chromatin binding; DNA replication origin binding. Gene Ontology annotation, cellular component: nuclear origin of replication recognition complex. NCBI's taxonomy places the organism in Eukaryota, Fungi, Ascomycota, Dipodascomycetes, Dipodascales. Gene Ontology annotation, biological process: DNA replication initiation; mitotic DNA replication checkpoint signaling.